UCUUGACUCGCCGAAGUUGUUAGGCUUGUAGCAACGUGCAAUCUUUAACUCACUCAAAUGCCGCAAAUCCGGGACCCACAUCUCCCACUUUGUGCGUGCUGUAUCCGGAAGCUUCUCGCCCCAUCCAACACCGUCUCUACAUAGCUGUUGUAGGAUUUGUUUUCCCUUGAGGUUGAAUGGUGCAAGCACUCCUAGAGGAGUGCUUGCACUCCUAUAGAGUUAACAAUGUUAACAGAGUUAACAAUGGAUAGGACGGAUAGUCUUGUCAAGGGCUUGUCUGUAAGCUCGACGCGUAACUGUAGUUUGUCUGAUUCUACACACCAUUGUACAUUUUAACAAAAGCUGGUUUUGGUAUGAAUCUUAUGAUUUUGAUUUAUCUGAAUAGUCAUUCUCCAUGCAUUCAGUAGCUGCUCUGAAAUCUUGAGUGUUGCUUUCUUUUACAGGCGCUCAUCUUCACUUAGAGAGGCGGCAGUAAAGUGAGAGAGUUCCUGGUAUGUCUUUCUGUAAGCCUUCGGGACCUCGACCUGGAUGUGAGCAAGGUCACAACUUCUUCUGCAAACCAGUUUGAGGGACAAGGACCAGAACAUCUGCGAAACUCUUUGAGAAACUUUCUUUGCACUUGGCAUCAAAUUUCUGAUAGAUUUCUGUGCCAAUUUCUUUGAGUAUCUUGUUGUUUGGAGUAAGUGGAAUAAUGUUUUGUUCUUGGAAAUAGUAGUUAACUUGAGUAGAGAUUCAUUUGUUUGGCUUGAAACAUACUUGAAAAGGAAGUCUCUACAACAGAUACAAUGCCCCAGGUGAUUGCUUUCACCUCUCUUGCCUCAGUUUAAGAAUAUGUAUAUGUUUUGCGAUUUAUCGUGCAACUAAAACAAAAAUGACUAUUUGAUAAGUCUAAAAUUCAAACAACAUAAUGUAUCAUUUAUUUAUUUAUUUAUUUUAUCCUGGAGCUCUUUUGUCUCUAUUACUCCACCCACCCAAAAAGAGGUGAACUAAAAUACAAUCAGAUUUAAAUUUAUAUCAUUUUUUUAAAGUUUUUUCUCCUUGCUCACCGGCAAAGCAACUGGAGAGGUGGGGAAAUCCUUCUCCCGCGCAAGCUACAGGGUAACAAGUCUAGGUACUUGGUAAAGUUACUGGUCAGCCCUGAAAAGGACUUUGCCCUUAUUUAUAGGCUGAGUGCUUAGGGUGACUACUCCCCACGGCUCUGGUCACCUAAUUCCUGUAUAACUACCUUCACGUGGUGCACCUGUCUUAGACAAAAUGUUAUACCAGGGACCGAACCAGGGACGGUAUAUUCCCUUCUGGGCAGAUGGAGCCUGUUAGCCUUGGUAGGCAAUCCAUCUAGGGAUUUGCUCACCCGAGUCACAGAAAAGACUGCUAUGGCGGAUCAGGCAGAAGAUGCCCACUUUGGGUUAAAUGGCUGAGAAGGCGUUGCAGCAAGGCACCGUGGAAUGCUUAGGGCGUGACAGAGCACUAAAGACGUCACGGCCAUCACACUGCGGCCAAGGAGGUCACCAGCCGUGACGACUCUUCGUACCACUGGAUUCUGGCUUCUGCGGCAGAGAGAGUGGGAUUGCCCCUGUGCAACGGCUUUUCCACUAUAAUAUCUUUCUCGCACAGGUUUCGUUGUACUUUCAUCUUAUUAUCUUUCUUCAUCUUACUUCUUCAAUAAGCCCUACGGCGAUGGGGGAUUGGCGAAAGCAACAGGUGGAGGUGAACACUGGGAGUUGUAGUCAAAAACCUGCACGUAGGCGGCCAUGGACAGAUGGUCGCUCUUUUUCUGUACCCAGGGCAGCAGACAAGUUCGGCAGCAUCCAUGGCGACUGAGCAGCCCUCUUCAGGACAGCACUGCUCACCCUAGUGAGGGAGGGACCUAGAAAAGGUGGUCUAAACAUUGCCUGCCCUACUGCAUCUGGCCAGCAAGCCGCGGCUGGCAGAUCAUCCAUCUAUGCGGUCGAAGCGAUAGAAGAAAAAAUAAACUACUCUUAGGAGCAUGGAAUGUCCGUACCCUUAUGGACAGAGGAAUCAUAAGACCCCAAAGGAGAACAGCUCUAGUUGCCAAAGAACUAGCACGCUACAACAUCGACAUCGCAGCUUUGAGCGAGACCCGCCUCGCCGAUGAAGGUUCUCUUACAGAACAGACCAGCGGUUACACUUUCUUUUGGAAAGGGAAGGCCGCACACGAAGACAGGAUCCACGGGGUUGGACUGGCUAUUAGGACAAGUCUACUGAAAGAACUUCCAGACUUACCUACAGGUGUCAACGAAAGGCUGAUGAAGUUACGUCUACCUCUCUGUUACAAGCGCUAUGCAACAAUCAUCAGCGCAUAUGCUCCCACCCUCACGAGCCCAGAGGAGACAAUCGAGCAGUUUUAUGACGACCUCAGUUCCAUCCUGAGCUCUGUUCCCGCCGGUGAUAAGAUCAUCCUGCUCGGAGACUUAAACGCCCGAGUUGGUCGGGACUACGAACGAUGGGAUGGAGUGCUAGGAAGACACGGCGUUGGCAAGAUGAAUAACAACGGCCUCCUACUGUUAAGCAAGUGUGCGGAGUACGAUCUGGUCAUCACCAACACUGUGUUCAGAAUGGCAGACAAGUUCAAGACGACCUGGAUGCAUCCAAGAUCAAAACAGUGGCAUCUCAUAGACUUUGUUAUCGUCCGCCAGCGUGACAUCCAGGAUGUCCACGUCACCAGAGCCAUGCGAGGAGCGGAAUGCUGGACAGAUCACCGCCUAGUCCGCUGCACUCUGAAACUUCACAUUGCGCCACGUCACCCAAAGCGUCCAAAGCUUGUGCGCACGCCCUUCAACACAGCCAGACUCCAACAGCCUUCCUACCUACAGAAGUUCCAGAACAGCCUGAAUGAGAAGCUGACUGCAAACGGGCCUUUGUCUGGAGAUCCAAAGGAGAAGUGGAACCAGUUCAGAGAUGUAGUCACCGAGACAGCAAAGACAGCUCUUGGCCCAAAGACGCGGAAACACCAGGAUUGGUUCGACGAGAACAACGAAGCAAUUGAAAAUCUACUUGCCAGAAAGAACAAGGCAUUCAUGGAAUGGCAAAACGAUCCGAGCUCCGCUGCAAAGAAAGACAGAUUUAAGUCCUUACAGUACUUGGCUCAGCAGGAAAUAAGAACGAUGCGUGACCAGUGGUGGGAGAAGAAGGCCGAAGAGAUUCAAGGCUUUGCAGACUCUAACAACUCGAAACAUUUCUUUAGCUCCUUCAAAACAGUCUACGGUCCAUCGAAAUCUGGUUCCGCUCCCUUGCUGUCAGCAGACGGAGCCACGCUCAUCAAGGACAAAACUGCAAUCAACAUGAGGUGGAGGGAACACUUUAGUCAACUUCUCAAUCGCCCGUCGUCAGUAGACCAGUCUGCACUUGACCAAAUCCCUCAACAGCUACUAAUCGAGGAACUCAGCGAUCCCCCAUCCAUGGAGGAACUCACGAAGGCCAUCAAGCAAAUGUCAUCUGGGAAAGCUGCAGGCAAGGACGGUAUACCAGCGGAGGUAUACAAGGCCCUUAGCGAUGAGGCCCUGCACACUUUUCACAGCGUCCUGAUCAGCAUCUGGGACGAGGAAGUAAUGCCUGCCGACCUACGUGAUGCAUAAAUAGUCGCCCUGUACAAGAACAAAGGCACUCGCACAGUGUGCGAAAAUCACAGGGGUAUAUCCCUUCUCACAAUCGCCGGAAAAAUCCUCGCCCGCAUCAUGCUGAACAGGCUGAUUCCAUCCGUUGCAGAGAAAAACCUCCCUGAGUCACAGUGCGGCUUCCGCCCUGGUAGAUGCACAGUUGACAUGGUAUUUACAGUAAGACAGAUCCAGGAGAAGUGCCUUGAGCAGAAUAUGAACCUCUACGCAGUCUUCAUCGACCUCACCAAAGCUUUCGACACCGUCAACCGCGAAGCAUUGUGGAUUAUCCUCAGUAAGCUUGGAUGCCCUGCAAAGUUUACAACCUUGAUUAGGCUGUUCCACGACGACAUGACAGGUGAAGUCCUGUCCGAUGGUGAGCCCUCUGAGAGCUUCAGUAUCUCCAACGGUGUGAAACAAGCCUGUGUGCUUGCUCCAGUGUUGUUCAAUCUCUUCUUCACCCAGGUACUGCUUCACGCUGUGCGAGACCUUGACCUUGGUGUCUACAUCAGGUACCGGCUGGACGGCUCACUGUUUGACCUGCGACGUCUUACGGCCAAGACAAAGACCAUGGAAAGGCUUAUACUUGAUGCCCUGUUCGCCGACGACUGCGCGCUGAUGGCUCACCAGGAGAAUCAUCUACAGACUAUCGUGGACAAGUUCUCUGAAGCAUCAAAGUUGUUCGGUCUGAAAAUCAGUCUUAGUAAGACGGAAGUUCUCCUUCAACCCGCACCAGACAGUACCCCCCAGCAGCCAUGCAUAACCAUCGAUGGCACACAGCUGAAGAAUGUCGACUCAUUCGUGUACCUGGGCAGCACCAUCUCCAACGACAACACACUGGACAAAGAGAUUGCGGCCAGGAUCCAGAAAGCGAGCCAUGCAUUGGGAAAACUCCGUACCAAAGUCUUACAACAUCAGGACAUUCGCCUGUCAACAAAGCUGAAGGUUUAUAAUGCUAUCGUCCUCCCGUCACUACUAUACGGCUGCGAGACUUGGACCCUUUACUGUUGACAUAUCAAGAAGCUGGAGCGAUUCCACACACGCUCUCUGCGGGCAAUCAUGCGCAUACGCUGGCAGGACCGCAUUACAAACCUCGAAGUCCUAGACAGAGCUGACACCACAAGCAUUGAAGCCAAGAUACUCCAAGCCCAGCUUCGUUGGUAUGGCCACGUCAUUCGCAUGGAGGAGUCAAGAAUUCCACGGCAGGUGCUUUACAGUGAGCUAGCGUCUGGUUACCGCAAGAAGGGUCGCCCAAAGAAGAGGUACAAAGACAACCUCAAAUCCAACCUCAAAUGGACAAGUCUCCUACCUCGACAGCUCGAGGCGGCGGCGUCCAAUAGAACUUGCUGGCGUGCCCUCACAAGUAAUGCGGUGCAGUCCUUUGAGGGUGACCGUCGUAGUCGCCUUACGGCUGCACGUCACCGGCGUCACCGAGCUGCUUCUGCCUCUGUCCCGACAACUGGCGUCCCAUGCCCCAUCUGCAACCGCAUCUGUGCAUCGGACUUUGGUCUGCGUAGCCACAUGCGUGUCCACAAAUAAGAUGAGAUUCAACGUAUCGUCUUCCUCGGCUCGAGAGACAACCAUGAUGAUAGGCUAGGCCCAGGUAGGCUGGAAAUUUCCUUUCAAUGGACAAGCUACAACUUCCCCUUACAUAACUGUGAUCUGUAAAGAUCACCAGUUUAAUCCCCCUUCAGAAACUGAUUGGGGGUGGGCUCAAUAAAAGUACACAGGGUGAUUGUCGUAUCUUUCAGGGUAUGAAUUUGUACCAUAUGCAACUCUUCAAAAGGUGCUAAAAAAUUCUUUCGGUUCUACUAUCCUUUAGGGGGUAUUAAGCUAAUGGAUCAUCCCAUCCAAUAACAAC
Nematostella vectensis (starlet sea anemone) is the source of this 5475-nucleotide messenger RNA. Its product is annotated as craniofacial development protein 2-like. NCBI's taxonomy places the organism in Eukaryota, Metazoa, Cnidaria, Anthozoa, Actiniaria, Edwardsiidae. Gene Ontology annotation, biological process: chromatin remodeling. The transcript has 2 exons. Bases 2007 to 3596 code for a protein of 529 amino acids. Gene Ontology annotation, cellular component: nucleus. The record is from RefSeq and is a predicted model, not a curated record. Gene Ontology annotation, molecular function: catalytic activity.